Molecule: messenger RNA, 177 nt
Organism: Brugia malayi
Lineage: Eukaryota; Metazoa; Nematoda; Chromadorea; Rhabditida; Onchocercidae
Exons: 1
Source: RefSeq, a predicted model, not a curated record
AUUAAGAUGAAGAGAACAGUUGGAAAGAAGGGUACCCCCCUGAGGGUACGUAAUUACAAACUUCUUUCUUUCAAACGAGUUGACCCACUCUUCCGAAACGAUAAUAAAAUGUACUGGUCGUUUGAACACGAAAUGAAUGGAGACGAAUCGGAAUGGCUUAUGAUGGCACAAAACUAA